CGUGCCCAGCUUGACUUGUUCUUCCUUCAGCUUCUCUGCAGGUAGCAGAGACAUUCUGGACAUGCUGCUGUUCUUUGCUUUGGGAUUGCUUGUACAUUUCGUGUUCUUCGCCUCCAUCUUCGACAUUUAUUUUACGUCUCCUUUGGUUCAUGGAAUGACUCCUCAGUUUACACCUUUGCCUCCUCCAGCAAAAAGAUUAGUGUUAUUUGUUGCUGAUGGCCUGAGAGCAGAUGCUCUUUAUGAAAUAGAUGAGGAUGGAAACUCUAGAGCGCCUUUUAUUAGGAAUGUCAUAAUGCAUGAAGGCAGCUGGGGAAUAUCUCACACACAUGUGCCCACAGAAUCUCGGCCGGGCCAUGUAGCCCUGAUCGCUGGAUUUUAUGAGGAUGUCAGUGCAGUUGCCAAAGGAUGGAAAGAAAAUCCUGUUGAAUUUGAUUCUCUUUUUAAUGAAAGCAAGUACACAUGGAGUUGGGGGAGUCCUGAUAUAUUGCCAAUGUUUGCAAAAGGUGCUAGUGGUGACCAUGUUUAUACAUAUAGUUACGAUGCUCAAAGGGAGGAUUUUGGUGCCCACGAUGCCACCAAACUGGAUACCUGGGUUUUUGAUAAAGUUAAGGACUUCUUUGAUGCUGCAAGGAACAAUCAGUCUUUAUUCUCAAAAGUAAAUGAAGAGAAAGUAGUUUUUUUCUUACAUUUAUUAGGAAUAGAUACAAAUGGACAUGCUCAUCGACCAUCAUCAAGGGAAUAUAAGGACAAUAUUAAAAAAGUUGAUGACGGAGUGAAGGAAAUUGUUUCACUAUUCAAGCAUUUUUAUGGAGAUGACGGGAAAACAGCAUUUAUCUUUACCUCUGACCAUGGAAUGACAGACUGGGGUUCCCAUGGGGCUGGUCAUCCUUCAGAGACUUUAACUCCUUUAGUGACUUGGGGAGCUGGAAUCAAAUUUCCUCAAAAGGUAUCAGAUCAGCAAUUUGAUGAUGAGUUUUUAAAAGAAUGGAGAUUGGAAAACUGGAAGAGGCGAGAUGUCAAUCAGGCUGAUAUUGCACCACUGAUGACGUCCCUUAUUGGAGUUCCCUUUCCUCUUAAUUCGGUGGGAACACUUCCUGUGGAUUAUCUUAACAACACUGGUCUCUUCAAAGCAGAGAGUAUGCUUAGCAACGCAGUACAGAUUUUUGAACAGUUCAAGGUGAAGAUGACUCAGAAAAAAGAAUUUACUUUACCGUUUUUGUUUACACCUUUUAAGUUGCUCUCUGAUUCUCAACAGCUGGACAUUUUAAGAAAAGCAAGAUCUUACAUAAAACAAGGAAAAUUUGAUGAAGUAGUCUCCCUCUGUGAAGAGCUGAUUGACCUAGCAUUGAAAGGAUUGUCCUAUUAUCACACUUAUGACAGACUCUUUCUGGGCAUCAGUGUUGCAAUUGGUUUUGUGGGAUGGACAUCUUAUGCUUCUUUGUUAAUCAUAAAAUCUCAUUCUAAUAUCCCAAGAGGCACCAGGAAGGAAGUUAAGAAACCACACCAUCUCCUGCCAUGUAGUUUUGUAGCUAUUGGUGUCUUAGUAACAUGCUUCCUGCUGAUCCAAGCCUGCCCCUGGACUUACUAUGUGUAUUGCUUGCUGCCAGUGCCAAUAUGGUAUGCAGUUCUAAGAGAAUACCUAGUUAUUCAAGACCUGGUUGCAUCCCUGUUGACUUUUCCUCGGAGCCGUUUUGUUGCCUACUUGUUUGUCUUUAUCUUGGGUGUUGAAGUACUGGUGCUUAGUUUCUUCUACCGCUACAUGCUGACAGCUGGACUGGUUGUGUUUGCAAGUUGGCCAUUUCUCACUCAGCUGUGGACCCGAGCAAAGAUCACCUGCCUGAGUUGGGCUUUCUUCUCUUUGCUUCUGGCGGUGUUCCCGCUGAUGCCUGUUGUGGGUAGGAAGCCAGACCUUUCUCUAGUAUUGGGUGCUGGCUUGCUAGACCUUCUGCUGUCACUGGCUCUUCUAACAAGUCUCCUAAAAAGAAAAAUUACUUUGGUAAAGGAGGAGCUGUUGAUACUUGUGGCACAGAUGCUGAGUACAAUGCUCUCUAUGUAUGUUGUGUACAGCACCCACCACAGUCUGUUAAAGAAAGAAGGGCUGCCUCUUAUGAAUCAAAUUGUGAGCUGGGCAACAUUAGCCUCUUCCUUGGUUGUGCCCCUCCUGAGUUCCACAACUCUCUCCGAGCGACUAUCCAGCAUACUUCUUUCCUUGAUGUCAACCUACUUGCUUCUAAGUACAGGGUAUGAAGCUCUCUUUCCAUUAGUGUUGUCCUGUUUGAUGUUUGUCUGGAUACACAUGGAACAAGAGACCCUGCAGCAGCCGACUGUUUCCUGUAAACAGAAGCUUACCAGCAUCCAGUUCACCUGUAAUACUGAUAUAGCUCAAGUUCGACAGCUUUAUCUGGAUGACAUCCGUAGGGCCUUUUUCCUUAUUUUCUUUUUAUUAACUGCGUUUUUUGGAACUGGAAAUAUAGCUUCUAUUAACAGCUUUGACCUUGCCUCGGUGUAUUGCUUUCUGACUGUGUUUAGUCCUUUCAUGAUGGGAGCUCUCAUGAUGUGGAAGAUUUUAAUUCCUUUUGUUCUUGUGAUGUGUGCUUUUGAAGCAGUUCAGAUAACUACACAGCUGUCAUCAAAAGGCCUUUUUCUCAUUGUUCUUGUCAUCUCUGACAUCAUGGCUUUGCAUUUUUUCUUCUUGGUCAAGGAUUCUGGUAGCUGGCUUGAUAUUGGAACCAGCAUCAGCCACUAUGUGAUUGUCAUGUCCAUGACCAUCUUCCUAGUUUUUCUUAAUGGCCUGGCACAAUUGCUCACAACAAAGAAGCUCCAACUGUGUGGCAAACCCAAAAGCCAUCUCAUGUGAAGUUGAUGAAGCCAUCAGUCAGCGUCUGCAUCCUGAUUCUCCUUCUUAAAAGUCCCAACAAGCCUUCAAGAAAAUGGCUAUUGCACCAGGCUGGUGAAAGGGCUUGUUGUACAAGCUGACAACCCGAGUUUGAUCCUGGGAACCCACAGUGGAAGGAGAAAACGGACUCUGUAAAGUUGUUCUUUGACCUCCAAGUGCAUGCUGUGACACAUGCACACAUAUACUCCAUGCACUUGCACAUCUGUAUCAUGCACUUACAUAUCAUGUACCUGCAGGAAAAC
Acomys russatus (golden spiny mouse) is the source of this 3138-nucleotide messenger RNA. RefSeq names its product phosphatidylinositol glycan anchor biosynthesis class N (gene Pign). Gene Ontology annotation, molecular function: mannose-ethanolamine phosphotransferase activity. The record is from RefSeq and is a predicted model, not a curated record. Lineage: Eukaryota; Metazoa; Chordata; Mammalia; Rodentia; Muridae. Gene Ontology annotation, cellular component: endoplasmic reticulum membrane. The transcript is spliced from 28 exons. Bases 62 to 2857 code for a protein of 931 amino acids. Gene Ontology annotation, biological process: GPI anchor biosynthetic process.